AUGGUCAAUGCAUUGCGCAUGUCUGCGAAAGAUUUUGCCAUCUUUGUGCCGUCAUAUUCACUCGCUCCUCACGCACAGUAUCCCACCCAGCUAGUUGAAGGGCUCGACGUAUUACGGUUUUUGAUUGAAGAGGAAGGUAAGCUCGCCAGCAACAUUGUGAUUGGAGGUGACUCUGCUGGUGGAAAUCUGGUUCUUGGGAUUUUGUCACACAUCUCACAUCCACAUCCCCGAAUCUCUGGGGGUUUUGUCCCAGAUGAACCGUUUGCUGGAGCCUUGAUGUUAUGCCCUUGGGUAACGUUUGACCAGAGAUGGCCAUCUGUUGAGCGGAAUAGAAUGAAAGAUAGUAUUCCGCUCCUUCCUAACAGCAUCCAUGCUAAGUACUUUCUGGGAAACAUGCCUUCAGACUGGUACAAUGAACCUCUCAAAGCACCACUGGAGUGGUGGAUGGACCUGAGUGCACGUCGACUACUAUUGCUCACAGGGGAGGACGACAUUAUGGUCGAUUCUCACCAAGCUUUUGCGAAGAUUCUUGCGACUGCAAAUCCCUACAACAUGGAAACCGUGGUGGCACCAAGGGAAGGUCAUGUCGCUCCAGUGUUGGAUCUAAUGCUUGGGGAUCGGAGAGAAUUCGCGAGCAGCAAAACUAUGAAGGAAUGGUUGUUAUCAUGCUUAUAG
Messenger RNA from Penicillium cataractarum, 675 nucleotides. RefSeq lists its product as uncharacterized. Gene Ontology annotation, molecular function: hydrolase activity. The coding region runs from base 1 to 675 and encodes 224 amino acids. NCBI's taxonomy places the organism in Eukaryota, Fungi, Ascomycota, Eurotiomycetes, Eurotiales, Aspergillaceae. The record is from RefSeq and is a predicted model, not a curated record. The transcript has 2 exons.